AUGGCACGAGCAUUUAAGAAAAAUGGUAAGGAUGAUAGACUACAGGAUGAUGACUAUAGACCGUGGUUGCUAUAUGCUAAGAUUUCAGCUCUUGAAGUGGAUGAACAACUAAAAGAAAUCCGUAGAGAAAAACUGGAAAAUUUGAAGCGUUUUCAAGAAGAGGUGAAGCACCGCGUGAACAAGUAUACUCGAUUACGCAAAAAACAGCAACAGCAGCGAUCUUAUGAAGCAGUUGAAAGGGAUGAUCAUGUGAUAAAGCAAUCAUCUGCUUCAGUUGAACAUCUCACUCCAAAUAAAAACACUUGCGUGUUUCGUGGUAAUAAUGCAGAGUUUGCAAUUUUCAGUCCAAGCUCCAGAUGGGUGUGUGCUCAGAGUCUAGGCAUUGACAAGGAGGAAAGCAGUGAUGUUUUCAGUGAUCAAGCUCGGAAGCUUAGUAAAGUUACAAAACAGGCUCGGCAUAGGCUUGCAUCAUGUCAAACAGUAUCAGAAGAGGACUUGUGCUCAACGCUUCCAGGAGGAAUUUGGAGGGAGUCUCCACCAAGAGAUAACCCAGUAUCCCAAAAAGAGGGACAACUAGAUGUUACAAGAGAUUUCACGUGUUUGGAAGACCAGCAUGACCUGCCUGCUGAGUUGCAGGAACAGUCUCAGAAAGUGAUGGAUGGAAAACAUGUUACUUUCCAGCCAGAGCUGCAACAUCUAAAGAACUCAACAUCCCAAAGAGGGGCACAUCUGAAUAUCGCAGGAGAGUUCAUGUGUUUGGAAGGCCAGCAUGACCUACCUGCAGAGUUGCAGGAGCAGUCUCAGAAACUGAUGGAUGAAAAACAUGUUACUUUUCAGCCAGAGCUGCAACAUGGAAGGCCCUGUAGUCGAUUUUAUCGUGAGCCCUACCCCACAAGUUCCUUUGUAGGGUUUAGUACUGACUAUAAGGCAGCACUAAUCUUGAGACCUGGUGUGGACCAGGAAGAGAGAAAGAAGCAGCGUGGUAACCAGUAUUUGAUGUACCGUCGCCUCUUCAUGGAUAUUGAACGAGAGCAGGUGAAAGAACAUCAGCGUCAGCGAGAGCAUGAGAAGAGGAUAGCUAAAAUUAAGGAAGAGAAGGAGAAGCUGAGGGAAGCAGAAGAGAAAAGAAUGCUUAAGCUGACUCAGCAGAGAGAGCUAGUGGCUGAAAGUGGAAAGAUUGCUCAGUUGGACGAAGAGGAGAAACAAAAGAGAACAGAUCAAGUCAAAGCCCAACGCAACAGAGAGAGCACCAGAUUUAUAGAAGCCUUAAGAGCACAGAUGAUGGAGAAGAUUAAAUUGCAGAACACAGAUCUACCUCCGCUCUGUUGCUGCGGAACUGAUUUCUGGGACUCUCAUCCAGACAAAUGUGCAAACAACUGUGUCUUCUAUAAAAACCCGAAAGUGUAUGCCAAAGCACUACAGUCUGUAUUAUCUUCAUGUGAUGCUUGGGAUGGACACUGUAGAACUACCUCAAUGAAGAAGAUUGCUUCAGUGCAUUUGUGUUCAGCCUGGAAGUAAUCCAUCUGCAGUGGGAAGCUAAAGUCACUCGAGGCGAUUAACAUUCUCAAAAAUGAGUCAAUGUUGAGAUGUGUUCAGAAAAUGUAUGAGUGUCAUUUUUUAAUAACAAGUGGUUGAUAAAUUAUUUUGCUGCUUUCAUUUAAUUGUAUGAGAAAUUGAUUUUUAAAAAUAUUUAAUCAUUUCUCUGAGAAUUCCAGUUGAAGACGUAUGGUUUGGUUAAAUUGAAAAUAUAUCUAAAGGCCAUUUUUAAAGAAAAAGAAUGGUGAUUUCUAAAUUGGCUAGUUCUAGGAAAGGACAGUUUAACUUCCAAAUGCAGGAAUCAUUAUUUAACAACUUAUAAUUGCCUACCUCUUCAAAUUCACUUCUUUUUUUUGCUUUUAUUUUCCGUUCUCACUUGGUUCUGUAAAUCUAGUCCCUUGUGGGGAGAUGUCUGAAUUUGAGAAUGUAUUGACCUGCUAAAACCUUAUAAUCCCAGAUAAAUGUUAUAAUUUUACAGAAUGUCCUCAACUAAACGUCACUCUACUUAUUUGCCAGGAGAGAACAUGAUUGAGGGAGAGGUGAGGUGGUGUAAUUCAGCCUGUUAAGUACACAGUAAUUGUCAUCAACUGCAAUUUCCCCUAUCCAGGCUAAUAAAGACUUCUAAGUUUACAACUGCACUAGAAAAUUAUAAAAGGUCAUUGGUUCCUUGUCAGUAACAGUUAGAUAUCAAGUACCCAUUUAAUGGUGUGAGGUCUUUAAAUUUCAUUUAAACAAAUCAAACAUAACAAAGGGCAAAUUAAACUGGCCACUGCUAUUUUUUUGUGUGUGAUGCUAUGUUUGUUUCAUUUGCAUUUGUUUUAUUUAUGUUGAUUUUUUUUUGUAAAGGCCAGGUCAACCAGUUCUGUUAUUCAGAUACCCUUUUCCUGGAGUUUAUUGGUCUGAUCAAUAAACAAGCAGGUUAAUUUCAGCAAUGCAUAAAUUUAUAUUUAGAUUUGUGUUGCUGGUGUCAUUCUGUGAACAAUAACUUGUCUAAGAGGUGAACUUGUGGUUUACAUAUGGAUAUAACUUAUUGGCCAAUAAAAUCAUUUUUAGAAUGCCUUGCCUGUUUAAAGAACAUUCGCAAUAAUGUCAGAGAUCACUGGAGUUAAGUUUAUGCAUUGUCAAAAGACUGCUGCAUCGCUCAUGUAUUUCAUAUACACUUCCUGUGUUUUAAAGUCUUCAACUUACGUAGAGGCAUUUGUAACUGUUUUAAAAAGGCAAAAUUGAAGAUGAAUACUUAAAAUUUCACAUUUUUCUACUUUAUACACAUUUGCCACAUCUUUGCCCUCAAUUAACCUGUCAAUUUCCUUUCUGCAACCUGAAAAUCACUCUCUUCUAUUUCUAAUUAACCAGCCAAUCUUCUAUCCAUGCCAGUAUGCUGCCCCACACCAGCUUUUAUUUUCCACAAAAACCUUAUGUGGCACCUUAUCAAUUGCUUUCUGGAAACCCAAGUACGUACAUGCACUGGUUUCCCCUUCUGCACAAUGAUUUCAGUUUCACAAAAACAUGUUAACUCUGCCUUAUGAUCUUGAUCUUGAACAUAUCCAAGGGCCCUGCUAUAACUUUUUUAAAAAAUAGCUUCUAACCUUUUCCUUCAUAGAUAUUCAGCUAAUUGGGUUGUAGUUUCUUGCGUUUGGUCUGCCUCCCAUUUUGAAAAAAAUGUUACACUCAAUCACCCAAAGAAGGAACGAGGUUCUGAAAGCUUCUGUCUUCAAAUAAACCUGUUGGACUAUAA
Messenger RNA from Rhincodon typus (whale shark), 3271 nucleotides. It is a transcript of the gene ccdc15, whose product is annotated as coiled-coil domain containing 15. The coding region runs from base 1 to 1518 and encodes 505 amino acids. Gene Ontology annotation, cellular component: centrosome. The record is from RefSeq and is a predicted model, not a curated record. Lineage: Eukaryota; Metazoa; Chordata; Chondrichthyes; Orectolobiformes; Rhincodontidae. The transcript has 11 exons.